Molecule: messenger RNA, 688 nt
Organism: Pyricularia grisea
Lineage: Eukaryota; Fungi; Ascomycota; Sordariomycetes; Magnaporthales; Pyriculariaceae
Exons: 2
Coding region: 59-688 (209 amino acids)
Biological process (GO): endosome transport via multivesicular body sorting pathway; late endosome to vacuole transport; protein transport
Cellular component (GO): multivesicular body; ESCRT III complex
Source: RefSeq, a predicted model, not a curated record
UCGGUAUUCGCUGACCAUAUGUCUUUUCCAGAUCAUCGAAUGGGCAUUCGGCAAACGCAUGACGCCCGCCGAGCGUCUGCGCAAGAACCAACGCCUCCUGGAUAAGGCCAUCCGGGAACUCGACCAGCAAAGGGUGAAGCUCGAGAAGCAGGAGAAAACUCUUGUCACGCAGAUCAAGCAGAGUGCACAGAAGAACCAGAUGGGGGCAUGCAAAAUUCAAGCCAAGGAUCUCGUAAGGACGCGGCGGUAUAUUGAGAAGUUUUACGGUAUGCGCAGCCAGCUACAGCAAAUAUCCUUGCGCCUCCAGACGCACCGCACCAACGAACAGAUGAUGCAGGCCAUGAAGGGGGCCACUAUGGCACUGGGGAGCAUGAACCGCACAAUGAACUUGCCUUCUCUGCAGCGAAUCGCGGCCGAGUUUGAGAGAGAAAACGACAUAAUGGAGCAAAGGCAAGAGUUGAUGGACGAUGCCGUCGACGAUGCUAUGGAUGUUGGCGUUGAGGAGGAGGGAGAUGAACUGGUUGAACAGGUUCUUGAGGAGAUCGGCGUUGACCUGAAGAACUCGCUUGGAGAGACACCGCAAGGGCUGCAAACAGAGACGGUUGCAGAGACACGGAUUGCACAAGCGGUUGGUGGUGGUGGCGAUGAUGACUUGCAGGCCAGGCUGGAUAGCCUUAGGCCAAAAUGA